Molecule: messenger RNA, 2489 nt
Organism: Helianthus annuus (common sunflower)
Lineage: Eukaryota; Viridiplantae; Streptophyta; Magnoliopsida; Asterales; Asteraceae
Exons: 3
Coding region: 41-2437 (798 amino acids)
Biological process (GO): transmembrane transport
Cellular component (GO): plasma membrane
Molecular function (GO): transmembrane transporter activity
Source: RefSeq, a predicted model, not a curated record
CUUCUACUAAUCCUCAUUAACUAGUUAUCCACUAAUCACAAUGCUAACCAGCAUGCUUAAACUUAACCCCCAAACCCGUGCCUUAUGGCUCUCCGGCCUAGCCGCCGCUUACCGCACCGCCGCCGCCUGCGCCAUCGUGGCUGUCGCCACCCUUUUCGGCCCCGCCGCCCUACGAAUCCAAGUCGCCUUCCCUGCGUUCUCCUACGUCACCGUCAUCCUUGUCAUCACGGGCGCCUCCCUAGGCGACACUUUUCGUGGCUGUUGGGACGCGUUUUGCGCGACAGUGUUAACCGUCAUUCCGGCUAUCCUGGGGCUUUGGGCGAUAGGGCCCGCGGAGCUGACGACGGCGCUUACGGCGGUAGUGGUGGGUAUGGCGGCGUUUGUGGUGAUGUUGCCAGAUCAUAAGACACAUUUGGUGUCUAAAAGAAUAGCGUUGGGGCAGAUUGUAAUUAUCUACGUGGUGGCGUAUGAUAAGGGUGGUGAAACUGAUCCGGUUAUGCAUCCGGUACACGUGGCGGCUAGCACCGCCGUUGGGGUGGUGGCAUGUGUCAUCGCGUUGUUGCUUCCAUAUCCUGGUCUGGCUACAUGUCAGGUGAAAAAGAAGUGCAAGCUUUAUGCAGAUAAUGCGUCAGAGAUGGUAAAACUGUGUGUGAAGGCGUUUUGUGCGAAUGACGACACAAGUGCACAAGCAUUUGUUUCACAGGCCAAGUCACUAUCCAUUAAAGGAAGCAAACUCCUAAAUGCCAUCAAGUCUAAAAAAGAAAGCAUGAAAUGGGAGACAAUUCCAAUAAAUUUCUUGAAACCCUACUGCAUGAAAACAGCAGAAAAGUUGCAAGAUACAGAGAUGCCAAUACAAGGCAUGCUAAUUGCUUUGCAAAAUAUUCAUCCAUUUCCACCACAAAUCCUUGAUCAAGAUCUAAAAGAUCACUUGGAUAACCUUGAAGAAAACAUAAGCCAAACCUUUGAUCAGUUAAAGUCUUGCAUGCCCUUUGAUUUAGCAACUUUUCCUGAAUCAAACCAUGAAAAUCUAAUGCUUUCCCCCCAUACUUUCCCCCAAUCCCACAAAGAUUUGCCCUCUUUUUUCUUCUUGUUUUGUUCCAAUUUACUUCAAAGAAAGAUGAACAACAAUUCACUAAAAAACCCUCCCUCACCAGCCGAUCAACGGAGUAAAAAGAGUCAAAAAGAGGGCCUUUUCGAAUGGAUUAGCGCAUUUGUGAUGCAUAGAAGGUUCACACUAGCAUUGAAAUGUUCAUUAUCAGUAGGUUUUGCUGUUCUAUUUGGGCUGAUAUAUAGUAAACAAAAUGGGAUAUGGUCUGGACUGCCUGUAGCAAUAAGUUUUGCAGCUUCAAGAGAAGCCGUAUUUAGGGUAUCCAAUCUCAAAGCUCAAGGAACUGUGUUGGGAACUGUAUAUGGAGUAUUGGGCUGCUUUGUUCUUGAAAAAUAUGUUAAAGUUAGGUUCUUGAUUCUUCUUCCAUGGUUCAUAUUCUGCAGCCUACUCAGGAGAAGCCGUAUGUAUGGUCCGGCUGGUGGGGUGUCAGCCGUAAUUGGGGCUGUGCUAAUUCUUGGUAGGGAGCAUUUUGGGUCACCAACGGAAUUCGCUAUCAUCAGAAUUGUUGAAGCGUUUAUAGGAUUAUCGUGUUCAAUCGUUGUUGAACUCAUGUUUCGGCCCACGAGAGCUUCAACUUUAGCCAAGAUCCAACUUUCCAAGAGCCUUCAAGUUUUGAAUGAGUGUAUAUGCACGGUGAGUCAUGGUGGUCAAAAGGAGUGUCUUGGAGGUGAUCUAAAGAAGCUUAAAGCUAAUGUGAAUGAGUUAAGAAAGUUCAUUGAGGAGGCUGAAAUGGAACCCAACUUUUGGUUUUUGCCCUUUAAUGGUGGUUGUUACAAUAAGUUGUUGAAGACUUUGUCAAACAUGGUGAGCCUUUUAGUCUUUUUAAACCAUGCAAAUGCUUCUUUACAAGAAGAAAACUUGAGUUUAGAUAAAGUGGAAGGUGAGGUUGAGCUUUUUAAAGAAAUGAUUCAACCUUCACUAAAGUGUUUUGAAAGUAUUGUUUUGGUGAAAUCACUAAACAAACUUGAGAAGGAACUUCAAAGGAAUAAUGCUUGUGACACAUCUAGUGAUCUUGAGUUGGGGAAGUUACCAAUUCCCCAAAAUAAAUUACAUAGACAUGGACCAAAUGGUGAGGAUGAGAUAGACAAUAUCAUUGAUUCCUAUCUAAAAACAUCAUAUGAACUUGUUUUUGGUGAAGUGUGUGGGGAGGUGAAGGGGCAUGAGGUGGUAUUGAGUUCAAGUGCUUUUGCCUUUUGCAUGAGAGGGUUGGUAACGGAGGCUAGGGAGAUUGAGAAGGGUCUCAUGGAACUUUUGCAAUGGGAGAAUCCUUCAAGUCAUGUAAAUUUGUAUGAAAUUUCCUCUAAGAUAGACGCUUUAUACAAUAUUUGACUUGUAUUGCUUGGAAAAUUUAUGAAAAUAACGAAAUAUUUUUCGAUAUAUA